This is a messenger RNA of Stylophora pistillata, 1260 nucleotides long. Its product is annotated as DELTA-thalatoxin-Avl2a-like. The record is from RefSeq and is a predicted model, not a curated record. Lineage: Eukaryota; Metazoa; Cnidaria; Anthozoa; Scleractinia; Pocilloporidae.
UGAGCCACUCUUGGAGGUUACUUGACAAAAAUAUUCAAAAACAUUUCGAGGAAUAUUCCAAAGCCCUAACAUCCUCCAAUGUCCUUCAAAUCAAAAGGAAAAUCUUUGGCCGCGCGCUAAAUGUGGACACUUUUUGGACGCCAGACCGUGCUUUCAUUACGCAAAAAAAGAGAUUGUACUUCGAAAAGCAGAAUGAUGCACGUCCCUUUGGUGUUUCUUAUUCUCGUGUUACACGCAGUUAGAGAAAGAUGUGUGGCUACCGUAGCUGAGAAUUACGGACUGGGAAGAGUCAUAGAUCUUCGAAAGGUCAACUUACUGGCCGACUUCCAGGAGAAAGAGAACAGGAUCUUUGAGGAGCUACCGCCGAAAUGUCUCAUAAAGAAAACUUUGAAGUCUUCAAGCAGCCACUUCGAAUAUUAUGCAAAUACUAAGGCGUUUUAUGAAUCACUCGCCACUCAGUCAAGCUUGAGCGCCUCUUUGCAGUCCUCGUACUCAUUGGGUGUCACGGUAUCGGUUGCAACAGAGAGAAAAAGUUCAAAGAAUACUGAAGUGAGUGGCAUGUCUUUGAUCAAGCAGGCCUUAACAGAAAAGAUCCACGUCGAUAAAGAAUGUCUACUGAGUGACAACAUCACCUUGAAAGGAACAUUUAUUAAAGACUUCGAGAACUUGCCCGUACACAUAAAAAAUCCCUGGGAGCCAAACUCGUGGAGGGAGUAUCGUACUUUUCUUAACGAAUACGGCUCUCAUGCCAUAACGUCUGUUAAGCGCGGAUCAAGAUUUCAGCAAAUGACAUUCGCAGAGAGCUCGAAAGCCUACAGUCAAAGAGAUUUCCAAGUGAAAGCUUGCGUUUCGGCCGCAGGACCUACUCAGGUCGGAAUGGUCGGCGUCUCUGCAUGUUCAAACGUAAGCCAAAGUGAAAUAUCCAAAACAAGCAGCAUGAGCACGAGCGAGAAACGCUUUGUCAAAGGUGGAAAAAGGGAAACAAAUAGCAAGCUGAAAACACCCAAGAACAUUUCUUCUGAUGUAGCAGAUGUCCUCAAUGCGUCCCGUUUCUCGAAGCAUUUCGAGUUCCAACUGCUAGAGCCUGGAAACCCAGCUCCCUUUGAUGAGGUGUACAUAGAAGCAAUUCUGUUUGCUUUUUGUGCGUCACACAAACUGGCGCCCGGAGCGUGUUGCCCCAAACCGACCAAACCUGCUGAGCAGGAAAACGGCUGUUUCCCGAAAAGUGCGAAAACGGAUGCUGGGGCUCGCUACUGUUAA